AUGGAUCGUUUCAGUUUUGCUUGCUGGUUCAAGACACGUGCAAAUACAGUCGCCAUGGCCUACCAGGCGCCAGCCAUUGCGGAAAAGCCUACUCUAUGUUUUAUUCCUGGAUUUCGUUCCGAGUUCCAAGUUUCCAGCAAAAGUCAUCACGUGUACAACUGGGCGAGGCGCCACGGCUGUGGAUUCAUAACAUGGGAUCACGCGCUUAAUGGCUCCUCUGUGCAACAGUGGAGUGAAGACGGUUAUGACAUAUUGCAGCAAUUUACGACCAAAGACAAACUGGUGCUGGUGGGUGCCAGCAUGGGAUUAUGGAUUGCUUUAUUACUUGGUAUACGAUUGCAACCGCGCAUUCAAUCAAUUAUCGGCAUUGGCGGUGGGCUCAACUUUACAGAGCGAUGGCUGCAAGAAGUUCCCGCACAGUAUCGUGACGAUAGAGAUUACAUCUGGAAACGUCCCUCCACCUACGCGGCCGAAGGCUAUUAUGCUAUCCCUGUUCGCUUUUUGCUUGACUCUAAAGCUGCGCUUUUCGCGGCACCUAAACUCCGCGUGCCAGCACCGCUGUACCUCAUUCACGGACAAUGCGAUGCUGAUGCCCCUUUAAGUCAUAUUCAGGAAUGGGUCGAUCAUCGAAUAGAAUGCCCUCAGUUGACACUCAAGGUGGUGGAAGAUGGCGACCAUCGACUGUCCCGACCUCAGGAUUUGGCACUCCUUGAUUCUGUUCUGAAUAAAAUGGUGUAA
This is a messenger RNA of Radiomyces spectabilis, 738 nucleotides long. Its product is annotated as Alpha/Beta hydrolase protein. Gene Ontology annotation, molecular function: hydrolase activity, hydrolyzing O-glycosyl compounds. The coding region runs from base 1 to 738 and encodes 245 amino acids. The transcript is spliced from 2 exons. NCBI's taxonomy places the organism in Eukaryota, Fungi, Mucoromycota, Mucoromycetes, Mucorales, Radiomycetaceae. The record is from RefSeq and is a predicted model, not a curated record.